Molecule: messenger RNA, 522 nt
Organism: Spirodela intermedia
Lineage: Eukaryota; Viridiplantae; Streptophyta; Magnoliopsida; Alismatales; Araceae
Source: the annotation of a GenBank genome assembly
AUGAGCAAUCUAGGGCUUCUCAAUUCUUACUUGGGCAUUGAAGUUAUUCAAGAGAAAUGUGAGAUUUCUCUUAAUCAAAGGGCCUAUGUGGUGAAGAUUCUUGAGCAAUUCAACAUGAUGAAUUGCAAUUCUGCUCAUACUCCUAUGGAGGCACGACUGAAGUUUGUAAAGAAUGGACCAUAUUCAACUAUUGACUCCAUGCUCUAUCAAAGCUUGAUUGAGAGUCUCAGGUAUUUAACUCAUACCCACCCUGACCUGGUGUUUAGUGUCGGUUUUCUAAGCAGAUUUAUGGAGCAUCCGACAUCUGAACAUAUGAUGGGAUUGAAGAGAGUCCUAAGGUACAUCACUCGGACCUUGGACUAUGGGUUGGUUUAUGAGAAGGGUCAAGUUGCAGCACAAUUGAUCGGCUACACAAACAGUGAUUAUGCUGGGGAUGUAGAAGAUCAGAAGAGCACUAUGGGCUAUGUGUUCUUUUAUGGUUCCAUGGCAAUCAGCUGGACAUCACAAAAGCAAAAGAUCUAG